Messenger RNA from Hyla sarda, 2399 nucleotides. RefSeq names its product solute carrier family 15 member 1 (gene SLC15A1). NCBI's taxonomy places the organism in Eukaryota, Metazoa, Chordata, Amphibia, Anura, Hylidae. Bases 1 to 2226 code for a protein of 741 amino acids. The record is from RefSeq and is a predicted model, not a curated record. Gene Ontology annotation, molecular function: dipeptide transmembrane transporter activity. The transcript is spliced from 22 exons. Gene Ontology annotation, biological process: oligopeptide transport; transmembrane transport. Gene Ontology annotation, cellular component: membrane.
AUGAAAUGCAUAGAGCACGAAGAGUCACGAAGCCUCUAUACAACUCAGGAUCUCAUUCAUACUUUGUGGACAAAGAUAAACAAAGCUUUAAUCCGGAAGGAGCUGCAACCGGGAUGCUUUGGCUACCCUCUAAGUAUCUUCUUUAUCGUCAUUAAUGAGUUUUGUGAAAGAUUCUCCUACUAUGGAAUGCGAGCCGUGUUAGUUCUGUACUUCAAAUACUUUAUACUAUGGGACAACAACCUCUCCACUGUGGUUUAUCACACCUUUGUUGCUGUGUGCUAUCUAACGCCAAUCCUUGGGGCUAUUAUUGCUGACUCAUGGCUGGGAAAAUUCAAGACCAUUGUAUAUCUGUCCAUAGUUUAUACGGUUGGUCAAGUUAUUAUGUCUGUCAGCGCUAUUCAUGAUCUUACUGAUGGGAACAGAGAUGGGACACCUGACAGUAUUCCUGUGCAUAUUGCAUUAUCAAUGAUUGGUCUUAUUUUAAUCGCUUUGGGCACUGGAGGAAUAAAGCCUUGUGUUGCAGCGUUUGGAGGAGACCAGUUUGAUGAAACCCAGGAUAAACAGAGGAGCCGGUUCUUUUCCAUCUUUUAUCUAUCAAUCAAUGCUGGAAGUCUUCUGUCUACCAUUAUCACUCCCAUCUUGAGAGGCCAGGAAUGUGGUAUUCACACUCAACAAAAGUGCUAUCCUCUGGCCUUUGGUGUGCCUGCUGGUCUCAUGGUGGUUGCUCUAGUUGUAUUCAUCGUUGGGAGUGGAAUGUAUAUAAAAGUGCCUCCCCAGGGUAACAUUAUAGUUAAAGUUUCCAAAUGCAUCGGGUUUGCUAUCAAGAACAGAUACAAAAAUCGUAGUAAAUCAAUUCCUAAGAGGGAUCAUUGGAUGGACUGGGCAAAAGAAAACUAUGAUGAACUUCUUAUUGCCCAAAUUAAGAUGGUUCUGAAGGUCUUGUUUCUAUACAUUCCACUGCCAAUGUUCUGGGCACUUUUUGAUCAACAGGGUUCAAGGUGGACUCUGCAAGCUACCACUAUGAAUGGAGAUUUUGGAGCUAUUCAGAUUCAACCAGAUCAAAUGCAGACCGUGAAUCCAAUAUUAAUUAUAGUUCUUGUACCAUUUGUUGACGUUGUCCUAUAUCCCCUCAUUAAGAAAUGCAAUCUAAAUUUCACACCUCUAAAGAAGAUGACCGUGGGCAUGUUCCUUGCUGCCAUGGCAUUUGUUGUUGCUGCUGUUGUACAGAUAGAGAUUGAUAAAACUCUACCAACCUUCCCAAACAACAAUCAUAUACAAAUUAGAGUUCUAAAUCUUGGUGCAAGCAACCUGACUGUUUCAUAUACAGAAAACAUUGCUAAUGUUACAGAAACAUCAUACUUGGAUUCUCUCCAGGCAGGUGACUACAAGACCCUCCAGUUAGAAAGCACCAUCAAAUUUGCCUAUGACAAUUUAACAAAAGAAUUUUCACACAUUGGCCUUUCUGGCACAACUCGAUACACAUACAUUGUUAAGGCUGGAACAAAUGCAGUGGAAGCAGUGCUGAGUGAAGACAUAAGCUCUAAACCUGAGCAAGGAAGCAAUCCGAUAAAGUUUAUCAAUAACCUGCAAGAAGCUAUUACUGUGACAGUAAAUGGAGAAAGUGUUGGUGUCCUUGAGCCAUUCAGCUUUUCAAACUAUACCAAUUUAACCAUGGGAGUGAAGAAAAUAGAGGGUUCUAUUAUAGGUGGGAAUUGUUCUCUGGAGUCAAUCAAGUUCGGUUUUGGAAGCUCUUAUAAAAUAAUCAUUAAGGAGUGCCAAACCUCAAUGGAUGUUGACUACAUCCAGGAUAUUCAAGCCAACACGGUACAUAUGGCUCUACAGAUUCCUCAGUAUUUCCUCAUUACUGCCGGAGAAGUUGUUUUCUCAGUUACAGGGUUGGAAUUCUCAUAUUCUCAGGCCCCAUCCAACAUGAAAUCUGUGCUACAGGCUGGGUGGCUCCUAACGGUGGCUGUUGGUAAUAUUAUUGUCCUUAUUGUGGCCGGUGCCCAGGGUCUCAGUGAACAGUGGGCUGAGUACAUUCUAUUUGCUGCUCUACUAGUGGCAGUCUGCAUCAUCUUUGCUAUCAUGGCCUAUUUUUACACCUACAUUGACCCUGCAGAAAUUGAGGCCCAGUUUGAUUCAGAUGCAAAGAAAAAGAAAGAGAAAGAAAUAGAGGCAAUGGGUUUUGAAGUUUCAGACGGACCUCAUUCACAAACAAAAAUGUAACAUUUGUAAAUAAGCUCCAAGAUGAGGACAAUGACCAAAGAGGCCCAUCCUAACUCCAACCAAACUUUAUUGAUGAAAAGAUAACUGAGUUGGUUGUUGCAACUACAACAAAAUACCUGAAAUACGCAAAUAUAAAGUCCAAACACACUGCUCUUGAUAAAAUUUGUGUACAA